GGACUAACUACGGGUACCCGGCCGGCUCUUGCGGAAGUCCAUGCGCCAUUGGGAGGGACUCGGCGGCUGCUAUAUGCCCUUGUUGCUGAGUGCCUGUUCCUGGGUCACUGCGGGAGCAGAAGUCGGACUGGGGCCGACACGGGGCUCCCACGUGGCCGUCUCGGCGCCUGUGUGUGGUCUGCGCUGGCGGGAUGUGGCGAGCACGCCAGGCGGCCGUGUCCUGUGAAGUCUGCCAAUUGUUAGUGAAACACAGCUCUGAUAUACAAAGAAACUUACCACUCCAAAAGCUACAUCUGGUUUCACGAAGUAUUUAUUGCUCACAUCAUCCAGCCCUAAAGCUUCAAAGACCCCAACUAAGGACGUCGUGUCAGCAGUUCUCUUCUCUAACUAACCUUCCUCUACAUAAAUUAAAACUUUCUCCAAUUAAAUAUGGCUACCAGCCCCGCAGGAACUUUUGGCCAGCAAGGUUAGCUGCAAGGCUCUUAAAACUUCGAUAUAUCAUACUGGGAUCUGCUGUUGGAGGUGGCUAUACAGCAAAAAAAACCUUCGAUGAAUGGAAAGAUAUGAUACCAGACCUUAGUGACUAUAAGUGGAUUGUGCCUGACUUUAUAUGGGAAAUUGAUGAGUAUAUUGAUUUGGAGAAAAUUAGAAAAGCCCUUCCCAGUUCGGAAGACCUUGCCAAGUUAGCGCCCGACCUGGACAAGAUUGCGGAAAGCCUCAACCUACUGAAGGACUUCUUCACCGCAGGUCACACAUUGGUUAGUGAAGUCAUAGACGCUUCUGGCCCACUUCUCUUGUUAGGUUCACCAGGAGAAACAGCAUUUAGAGCAACAGAUCAUGGAUCCGAAAGUGACAAGCAUUAUAGGAAGGGUCUGCUUGGUGAGCUCAUUCUCUUACAACAGCAAAUUCAAGAGCACGAAGAGGAAGCACGCAGAGCCGCUGGCCAGUAUAGCACGAGCUAUGCCCAACAGAAGCGCAAGGUGUCAGACAAAGAAAAGAUUGACCAACUUCAAGAGGAACUUUUGCAUACACAGCUAAAGUAUCAGAGGAUCUUGGAGCGUUUAGAGAAGGAGAACAAAGAGCUGAGAAAAUUGGUACUGCAGAAGGAUGACAAAGGCAUCCAUCAUAGGAAACUUAAGAAAUCUUUGAUUGAUAUGUAUUCUGAAGUUCUUGAUGUUCUCUCCGAUUAUGAUGCCAGUUACAAUACACAGGAUCAUCUACCACGGGUUGUUGUGGUUGGAGAUCAGAGUGCUGGAAAAACAAGUGUGCUGGAAAUGAUUGCCCAAGCACGGAUAUUCCCACGAGGAUCCGGGGAGAUGAUGACACGUUCUCCUGUGAAGGUGACUCUCAGUGAAGGUCCUCAUCAUGUGGCCUUGUUUAAAGAUAGCUCUCGGGAGUUUGAUCUUACCAAGGAAGAAGAUCUUGCGGCAUUAAGACAUGAAAUCGAACUCCGAAUGAGGAAAAAUGUGAAAGAAGGUUGUACUGUUAGCCCUGAGACCAUAUCUUUAAAUGUCAAAGGCCCUGGGCUGCAGAGGAUGGUGCUUGUGGACCUGCCGGGUGUGAUCAAUACUGUGACAUCAGGCAUGGCUCCUGACACAAAGGAAACGAUUUUCAGUAUCAGCAAAGCAUACAUGCAGAAUCCUAAUGCCAUCAUCCUGUGCAUUCAAGAUGGCUCUGUAGAUGCUGAGCGCAGUAUUGUUACAGACUUGGUCAGUCAAAUGGAUCCUCAUGGAAGAAGAACCAUAUUUGUUUUGACCAAAGUAGACCUGGCAGAAAAAAAUGUAGCCAGUCCAAGCAGGAUACAGCAGAUAAUUGAAGGCAAGCUCUUCCCAAUGAAAGCUCUGGGUUAUUUUGCUGUUGUGACAGGAAAAGGAAACAGCUCUGAGAGCAUUGAAGCUAUAAGAGAAUAUGAAGAAGAAUUUUUCCAGAAUUCAAAGCUCCUAAAGACAAGCAUGCUAAAGGCACACCAGGUCACCACAAGAAAUCUAAGCCUUGCUGUGUCUGACUGCUUUUGGAAAAUGGUUCGAGAGUCAGUUGAACAACAGGCUGAUAGCUUCAAAGCAACACGCUUUAACCUGGAGACGGAGUGGAAGAAUAACUACCCACGCCUUCGAGAGCUCGACAGGAAUGAACUAUUUGAAAAAGCUAAAAAUGAGAUCCUUGAUGAAGUUAUCAGCCUGAGCCAGGUCACUCCAAAACACUGGGAGGAAAUCCUUCAACAGUCUCUGUGGGAAAGAGUAUCAACUCAUGUGAUUGAGAACAUCUACCUUCCAGCUGCACAGACCAUGAAUUCAGGAACAUUUAACACCACAGUGGACAUCAAGCUUAAACAGUGGACUGACAAGCAGCUCCCUAAUAAAGCAGUAGAGGUUGCUUGGGAGACGCUGCAGGAGGAAUUUUCCCGCUUCAUGACAGAACCCAAAGGAAAGGAGCACGAUGACAUAUUUGACAAACUCAAGGAAGCUGUGAAGGAGGAGAGUAUCAAGCGGCACAAGUGGAACGACUUUGCAGAAGACAGCUUGAGGGUCAUUCAGCACAAUGCCUUGGAAGACCGGUCCAUAUCAGAUAAGCAACAGUGGGAUGCAGCCAUUUACUUUAUGGAAGAGGCACUUCAAGCUCGGCUCAAGGAUACUGAAAAUGCUAUUGAAAACAUGAUAGGCCCAGACUGGAAAAAGAGGUGGUUGUACUGGAAGAAUCGAACUCAGGAACAGGGUGUUCACAAUGAAACCAAGAAUGAAUUGGAGAAGAUGCUGAAGUGUAAUGAGGAGCAUCCAGCUUAUCUUGCAAGUGAUGAGAUUACCACAGUCAGGAAGAACCUGGAGUCGCGAGGAGUCGAAGUAGAUCCAAGCUUGAUUAAGGAUACUUGGCAUCAAGUUUAUAGAAGACAUUUCUUAAAGACAGCUCUAAAUCAUUGUAACCUUUGUCGAAGAGGUUUUUAUUACUACCAGAGGCACUUUAUAGAUUCUGAGCUGGAAUGCAAUGACGUGGUCCUGUUUUGGCGAAUACAGCGCAUGCUGGCCAUCACUGCCAAUACAUUAAGGCAGCAGCUCACAAACACUGAAGUUAGGCGACUAGAAAAAAACGUUAAGGAGGUAUUAGAAGAUUUUGCUGAAGAUGGUGAGAAGAAGAUUAAAUUGCUUACUGGUAAACGGGUUCAGCUGGCUGAAGAUCUGAAGAAAGUUAGAGAAAUUCAAGAGAAACUUGAUGCCUUCAUUGAAGCUCUUCACCAGGAGAAGUAGAUUGUAUGAAAAUCCUGCUCCUAAUCACCUCUGCAUACAUUCGAAGAACGAGAACUUCGGUCUUUUGUUCUGCCUCCUUUCUCCUGUUCUACCUUUUCAGUGCAAAAUAAAGUCAUAGGGUAAAAUUAACUUCUGUGUGUCACAGGCACUUCAGCCCUCGGCUGCCUCGUGAGCAGAAGAACCGUGAAAAUGACCCCACAGUCUGUGUUUACUGAUGUGACAUUGGGAAAACAAGUUUGCCAUGGCCCUUACUUAGGCUUAGUCCUCAAAGAUAAGGAAGUUAUCUCUCAAGUCUUAUUUGUGGUGGCACCAGUGGAAUUCAUUAGGGAUGUCAUCAGACAUAUAAUGGUAGUUGCUUUGGAAUAAAACUUAAAGUAAUUUUUAAGAGACAUCAAUUGUCUCUUAAAAUUGUAUAUAUGGCGACGAUUGCCUGCUAAGCCAUCAUCUGUCUGAAGUGUUCUGUAUCCAGGACUGUUGGGCUGUAAUAAUUCAGUUUAUGUUCACCACAUGAAAGAAAACUGGUUUACAAAAGAGUGUUUCAGACAGGUUAGCUUAUAUUGGACAGUUUCUGUGCAUAUUCAGUGACAGAAGCAUCAACUUACUGUUACCAGCUUAGACACUCGCCUUGGAAGCCAAUAGCAACAGCUUACAUCCAUUGCUGUUUUUACACUCUCUAUAUCCAUUUGCAAUGAAUUCUUUUUGAAUAUUGUGUGCUUUCCAUCAGACUUUCUGGUAAUAAUGCAUCUCUCCUGUUGACAGCCAUUGAAUUAUGACCCAAAAUGGAGAAGAUUAAAGGUAAUCACCUGACAAAUUUCAUUUAGAGUGAUGUCAAACAUUUGAACUAGGUCAGGCUGCAGCACAUCCGUCAUACACUAUUUUAAAUAAAGAUUAUUCUAACAAGUGGGAGAACAGUGACCCACCUCUUAAAUAUGAAAAUUCUGUUUAAUUCACUGCAGUUCAGUUACAGUAGUAAUCCUCACAACAUUGUCAUGUGUUUUAUUUAAAACUGUAUUGGCUAAAACAAAUAUGCCAUAUUUUACUUAAAACAUCUCUUUCAUUUGCUACUUUUUAUUAUUAAGGCUUUAUCGUGCCAGUAAAAUGCCCAGUGUUGCAGUUUCUAGGUCACAGUUAAUUUUAUAAGCAAUUUUCUUGGAAUUGUUUUUGAUAACAAUUCUCUACCCACACACAUACUUUUUUAAAAACUACAAAUACAGAUCAUGAUUCUCUGAAAUUCUGACAGUAUGAAAGGCAAAAUAUUUCAGAAACUGUAAAUUCAGUAAGUAUUUUAUUUAAAUUAUCAGAGAAGACAUUUAGGUUCGACCCUCAGCAUCUGAGAGCAGCGUCCAUCGUGUCCCAGGCCAGAGUGCUCAUGUGCCCUGUGUCCUGUUUAGGUGUGGGAUUGUGUUGAAUAUUAGCUAAGGGGAGCCCUGCAGGAGAAAUCUCCAGGUUUUUCCUAAGCAAAAGGCUGAUGUGAGGCAUCAUAUCCCUUUGUAUAUUUUUUUCCCCGUGGAAGAGAACCUUUAUUUCUUGAGGGGGUCAAUAUUUGUAACUUCAACUAAUUACCAAAAAUCCGUGUCAUUCUUCACAUCCCCCAUGGGUUAUUUUUAACCUGGUUUCAAGCUAAACAUGCCUUUACACACACACACAUACCCUUAAAAGCUAGGUAUUUAUCAAAUGCAGAAGCUGUGGGAAGGAAAUAAAGUUCAGUCCAGCAGUUGACCCUGUCUGUCUAUCACAUCUAUAGUUCUGGCACUUACUAUACAGAAAUGCAAGUCUAACUGCACAAGAAAUCAUUUGUUUCUCACGUCCAGAUAUGCAAAGAAUGGAGUAAACAAAAUUCUAUUUGGAGAACUAAGGGAUGUUUAAGGAGAUGGUAAGCAAAACGAACUGGUUGGGAUUUCGAUUAUAAACCCCGAGUCUGUACAACAUUAGCCAGAGGAAGCAAGCUUGCUGCUUUACCCCGCACAGCAACCAGGCUGCAGUUACAGGUGGAGCGGCCAGCCUUUCCGGGUCUUACUCCUAGUCUCCUGUGAACUAGGCCAUACUCAGUGCACUCCCACAGGUUGCCUGGUACCCAAAUGGAAAUGAGCAGUGUAAGUGCAUAGGGAGCACAGCGAGUGAGACUUCCCACCUGCAGUUUUGGAAUGUCACAUAUAGGAUUCUGGUGGCAUACUGCAGUAAUCCCAGCCCUUGGGUGGCAGAAGCAGGACUAUUAUGAGUUAAAAGCAAUCCAGAGCUCCCUGUGGAGGCCCUAUCUCAAAAACAAAAAUAAUAAAAUUAAGAGUAUAGGCUUAACAGGCAAAUUUCUAGUUGAUUUUGUAUUUAUUUAUUUCAGAUGUAUUUAUCUGAUAAGAAACAUGGUAUCUUUUUCCAAUAAAUGAGAUGAUGGUGCUGGCGUAUCUCCAUCCUCUACGCUGGUGUAUGGUAGACUGUCACAUGCUGUAACAAAUGGAAAUGUGCUUGAAAAUAUGCUUACCUUCUAAACAAUCAUGACUAUUUAAUAUCUAAGUAUUUAAAACUUAACCAUGUCUUCAUGUGCACUGUGAAUGGACUUUGUAUUAUUUUUUUAAACCUUACACUUGAUGUAAAUGUUACUACGACUUAUAUUUGCCUGUGCUUGAUCUAAGGUCAUUUGUGUAGAUGGGUAAUUAAAAGAUACUGAAGUGACAUUAUAACUCUA
Molecule: messenger RNA, 5919 nt
Organism: Mesocricetus auratus (golden hamster)
Lineage: Eukaryota; Metazoa; Chordata; Mammalia; Rodentia; Cricetidae
Gene: Opa1
Product: OPA1 mitochondrial dynamin like GTPase
Exons: 31
Coding region: 192-3239 (1015 amino acids)
Biological process (GO): mitochondrial fusion
Cellular component (GO): mitochondrial membrane; cytoplasm; microtubule
Molecular function (GO): microtubule binding; GTP binding; GTPase activity
Source: RefSeq, a predicted model, not a curated record